AGAGACUGAGCUGGUCCAGCGGCUGUAGUACUGUAGUGAUGGAAGCGGGCGUGUGGUUCAUGCUGCUGGGUGUGCUGCUGGUCAUGACCGAUAUGGGCCAGUCCAUCCCCAAAGAUGACAUACUGGAGCAGAGCAAACUCCUGCUAGAGUCACACGAGGACGCAGACAGAGACAACAUGCUGGAGAGUCGUGGGGCCACGGAGGAGCAGAUGGAUCAUCUUCUGGAAGAUCGUCUUCUGGUGGAAAUGUUGCGCUCUUUACUCCACGGCUCUCAGAGAUACGAACGCAACCCUUCAGUGCUGCACCAGCCACAGCGGUUUGGUCGGGGGACUCGGAGUGGCUUGUCCACAGAGGAAAGGAUACAGUCUCGGGACUGGGAGACGGUUCCCGGACAGAUCUGGAGCAUGGCUGUGCCACAAAGAUUUGGCAAAAAAUAACACUACUCAUAUUAAAAACUGAGUGAGGACUUUAGAGUCUUGUAUUUAUUAGAUCUGAAUCAUCUGUAAGCAUCUCAUUCUCCAAUUCUUGUCUCACCUACUAAACCAACCCAAUGGUUUAGUAGAUGGACAAUUGGUCGCUCUUCUGUGCAUUUCAACAAACCCUGUAAUAGUAAUUAUAACACAACAAAACAAUAAUGUUUAAAUGUAUUUUUUCAUACGUUUUGGGGGAGGAAAUAGUCAUGUGAGGGCAUGUUGUGAUUAUCCACUCUAAAUCAUAUGUGUUGUAUAAUGUAUUUUCUGGGUAUAAAUAAAUAAUCAGCUGCUUGUUCAGAGACA
Molecule: messenger RNA, 776 nt
Organism: Cyprinus carpio (common carp)
Lineage: Eukaryota; Metazoa; Chordata; Actinopteri; Cypriniformes; Cyprinidae
Product: neuropeptide FF-amide peptide precursor like
Molecular function (GO): neuropeptide hormone activity
Source: RefSeq, a predicted model, not a curated record